AUGAAAAAUUCGGCCGCGCGCAACCUUUACGUGGGCGAAGAAGGCCGACAGCCGUCGGGACGUCCAACUUUUGCGGCCGAAGAUGGGGCCGGCCGCAAGACCGCCGAGAACUUCUGCGCCAUAUGCAUCAGCGAGAAAGGCGUCGGCAAAUCUGGCAAGCCCUUCCACCACAAAUUGUCAUCCUUCCACUGUGUAAUCCCUGAUUUCAUUUGCCAAAGCGGCGACUUCACUGCGAGUAACGGCACUGGCGGCGAGUCGACCUGUGACGCCAAGUUCGGCGACAAAAAUAUCGUGAGAAGCACACCGGGACCUGUCGAUGGCGAAUGUCGGGCCGGGGACAAACGACACGUAAUUAUUAUCUGCACGACAAGGACGAAGUGGCUUGAUGACAAGCAUGUGGUGUUCGGGCAGGUGGUGGAGGAUUACGACGUAUUGAAGAUGGUGGAGAAUGUCGGGUCGGGGAGCCGCCGGACCUCGAGACCGGUGGUAAUCGCUGACUGGACCAACUCCAGAUUUGAUGGUUGUAUGUCGUUUAAUUUGAUGUUUGUUGGAUAUUGUUUCAUAACUACCUAA
Molecule: messenger RNA, 573 nt
Organism: Striga hermonthica
Lineage: Eukaryota; Viridiplantae; Streptophyta; Magnoliopsida; Lamiales; Orobanchaceae
Source: the annotation of a GenBank genome assembly